Messenger RNA from Gamsiella multidivaricata, 1723 nucleotides. RefSeq lists its product as uncharacterized. Lineage: Eukaryota; Fungi; Mortierellomycota; Mortierellomycetes; Mortierellales; Mortierellaceae. The transcript has a single exon. The record is from RefSeq and is a predicted model, not a curated record. The coding region runs from base 86 to 1627 and encodes 513 amino acids.
UCUCCACCAACCAUUUUUUUGCUCUUUCCUCUUUCCUCUUCAGUGCACUUCGCAUUACUCCCGCCCACUAAGUAACCACGCCAACAUGCCUACCUUUCUGAUGGACAUCGAGAACUGGCCUCCAGAGACCCUUCGACUCGACCACAUCCACUACGCAAUCACCAACGAGGCUCGCGAUUCCAAGAACUGGGACAAUGCCUUGAAGCUGUUCACCCAUUAUCUUGCACCUCUUGUCGUCGCUGCACAAAAGGCCACUGCUGCCGCAGCAAGCGCCAACCCAACUGCCUACAAUAGCACUACGACGAGAAAUAAGGGCGCAGGAAUGGCAUCUUGGGUAAAAGACUUUAAACCGGACAGCUCUGGCAGCUGCACAAAGCCCUUGAGCCAAGAGGACAUUAAGCUAGUCCAGUGGUCUAUUGCAGUCUUGGUCCGGUACGCACCCUCGCCCACAGAGUCCAACAUGAUCUACAUGUUCUUUCUCAAGUGCGAGCCACCUGUGCGGAGCGACGAGACCAUCGACACAUGCCUGAUAUCGCUCAUUUACAAGUACGCUCAGGUCCGAGGCAACCGAGAACUACAGGUCAAGGGACUAGAUUUGAUCUUGGUGGCGCUGGAGCGAGGUGUGGGCCUGCCGACCUACGCCCCCAUCAAGCGGAAUAUGGAGAUGGAGCAAAAUGAACCAAUUCUGGCGAGCGUGAGUCGACCGAUCCUGAGUUUUGUGAAGCAGCAUAUCUCUACAGACGGUCGGAAAUUACUACCGGGCGCGCCUCCGCCAACAAAAUUCCAGCUGCAGUGUCAGCGGUCUAAUCAGCGGUUUAAUCAGCAGCAACUUCAGCGGCCUAAUCAGCAGCAAUAUCAGCAGCAGCCUGUGCGAGCCCAGCGGAAUGUCCAUCAGGGUCCGCAGCAAGGUCAGCAGCACGGUCCGCAGCACGGUCCGCAGCAACAACCACAGCAGUAUCGCCCGAUGCCGCAGAAUCAGCAGUCGCCGCAGCAGAAUCACCAGUCGCCGCAGCCAAAGCGCAGUGGCAUCCAGGGACGCUCGCAUAUGAGAUCACCGGACCCAAAGCAUGUCGAAAUAAGUGGAACAGAGCAAGGACAGGAUGGCGGCGAUCGAGCCGAGUCACCGCCGCAGCCGCUGCAGCAGAACAAGCAGCAGGGGCCACAAGAGUCGUCGUCGCCUUCUUUGCCAAAGAAAAAGAGCAAAGAUAAGGAGGUCAAGAAGAGGGGAUCUCCGACUCCACCGCGAACAUCAAAUAGAUACCAUACAAGUGGUCUAGCGAACGAGGAAGAUCAAUAUGCGUACUACGAGCAGGCGUCUCGUCGGUCCUUUGCUGGAGCGGGCUAUGUUGGUCGCGUAGGACGCCAGGGAACAGGUGGCCAUGGCAUCGGCAGUGGCGGACAACGUACGAUCGCAUUCGUCCCUGCCUCUACGAAUGCGAACCUCAAUCCUUCCAAUCAGCAAUCUGCUGGUGUGGAUCAAGAAGUCAAGGAGUCCAUUUCAGCUCAGAAUGUCGAGGAGCCACUUGCUGCUGAAGAGAAGCAGCAACCGGAGGACCACGCGAAUGCGUCUGUCGAACUUGCUGCGGGGAUUGAGAAGAUGGUGCUAGCGUCGCAGUCGGACGAGUAAAAGUCGAAGCGCGAUGCUUGAGCUGGCUGGCUACGAGCCUUAUGUCUGCAUACUUUUUUUAUUUUUUUAUCUAUCUCUUGACAUCAUUCGCCACAC